CUGCAAGUCACAGCUAGUGCUUCAUUUGAAGGGAUCAAAAAGUUGAAGAAAACACUACAGUUGUGGAUCACUGGGGGGGUUCAGUGCAUCAACAAGCGCCCUUAUAUAAACAAUGUAAUGCAUUGCAAUACAAAUAAAUGAACCAACACCUCUGCCAGUCUCACUAUAAAUUUAACAAGAUUUAUGAUAUGAUGAUGUGUCUUUCUUUUUUUAAACAAAUACAUUUUAACCGUGUACAUCUUGUCUCCUGUGGUAGGAUAUAUGUUAAAAAAAAGUCACGAGUAGAGUCCUGUCUGUCUCUUAACAUGAGGUGCACUUGUUUUGGAAUUUGAUUCGCCAAGGAAGCUGCGGAGGCCCCGCCCGCCGCUCAGCGCCGCCUCCUGAUUGGUCGCCGCCGUCGCCUGUCUCGGGGACAUCAGGGGAGGCACGAGUUGGCCCAUAAGCCUGCGCUCGCGAGUCAUCAGUGUCGGACACGUAGUGGGAACGAGCAGGUCCCGAUGCACAAGUCACGGCAACCCUCGGUGGAGAUGAAGGCGGACUCCGACUGGCUCUGAUUUUUAAAAGCCCUUUUCAUUCAGGAGGUUGGUUGCCAAUGGUUAUCAAUAUGGCAGAGCCGUUAUCCCAAGCACCCACCGCUGCAAAAAUGGCGUCACUUAACCGGGUCCGAGCUUUGGCGAUGAUUUUCUUAACUGUCACUGGCUGUUGUGUCACCCCGACAAGUGGCAAGGAAGGGUCCGAGGAGACCGUCAUCAUAGGGCUCCGACUGGAGGACACGGACGACAUUUCCUUCAUGGAUAAGGGCUACCUGCGGGUGAGUGAGCGGUCUCGGGUGAAAUUAAGGGUGUACGGGCAGAACAUCAACAACGAGACCUGGUCCAAAAUUGCUUUCACGGAACAUGAGCGGAGCCGGACGGUAGGGAGCCUUGACAGCUCCUCGGGGGAUAACCAGAGCCAGGAGGACUCGUCCGGCUUGCAUCCCUGCGGUAUUAGGACUUCGGAUAUAAUUAUAUUGCCCAACAUCAUCCUGAAUCGAAAGACGUCCGGAAUAGUUGAAAUCGAGGUCAAACCUCUGCGAAAGACGGAGAGGAGUAAAUCGUAUUACCUUUGCAUCGCCACCACGACGCCGGCCGUGCCCGGGAUGCACGACCCGUGGACGGAGAACACCUGGAUCUACCACGAUGGGGAUGACACCAAAGUGAUAGUGGUGGAGGAGAAAAAGUUUCUGCUGCCUUUCUGGCUCCAGGUCAUCUUCAUCUCCAUGUUGCUCUGCCUGUCGGGCAUGUUCAGCGGCUUGAACCUGGGGCUCAUGGCUCUGGACCCCAUGGAGCUCCAGAUAGUCCAGAACUGCGGCACGGAGAAGGAAAAGAAUUAUGCCAAAAAAAUAGAGCCGGUCAGGAGCCAAGGGAAUUACUUGCUUUGCUCGCUUCUGCUCGGGAACGUGUUGGUGAACACCACGCUGACCAUCCUGCUGGAUGAUAUCGCCGGCUCGGGGUUGAUCGCGGUGGUCAUGUCCACCAUUGGAAUAGUCAUUUUUGGAGAAAUCGUGCCCCAAGCCAUCUGCUCCAGACACGGCCUCGCUGUGGGCGCCAACACCAUAUUCCUCACCAAGUUCUUCAUGCUGCUCACCUUCCCCGCUUCCUACCCGGUGAGCAAGCUGCUGGACUACCUUCUGGGCCAGGAGAUCGGAACCGUGUACAACCGGGAGAAGCUUCUGGAGAUGCUGCGCGUCACGGACCCCUACAACGACCUGGUGAAGGAGGAGCUGAACAUCAUCCAGGGCGCGCUGGAGCUCAGGACUAAGACCGUGGAGGACGUGAUGACCCCCCUGAGAGAUUGCUUCAUGAUCCCCGGGGAUGCCACCCUCGACUUUAACACCAUGUCCGAGAUCAUGAAGAGCGGCUACACGCGCAUCCCGGUCUACGAGGGCGAGAGGUCCAACAUAGUGGAUCUGCUCUUUGUCAAGGACCUGGCGUUCGUGGACCCGGAUGAUUGCACACCGCUCAAAACCAUCACAAAGUUUUACAGCCACCCGUUACAUUUUGUGUUCAAUGACACCAAGCUGGACGCAAUGCUGGAGGAGUUUAAAAAAGGAAAGUCCCACCUGGCCAUAGUUCAGAGGGUGAACAAUGAGGGCGAGGGAGACCCUUUCUACGAGGUUCUGGGUAUUGUCACCCUGGAGGACGUUAUUGAAGAAAUCAUCAAGUCAGAGAUCCUGGACGAGACAGACUUGUACACUGACAACAAGACAAAGAAGAAAAUCACCCAUCGGGAAAGGAAGCAGGAUUUCUCGGCCUUCAAGCCUACCGACAAUGAAAUGAAGGUUAAAAUAUCACCUCAGCUUCUGCUGGCUACCCUGCGUUUCCUAGCAACAGAGGUCGAGCCAUUUGCACCGGUACAAAUGUCAGAAAAGAUUCUGCUGCGCUUGUUGAAGCACCCCAACGUCAUCCAGGAGCUGAAAUACGAUGAGAAAAACAAGCGGGCGGCAGAGCACUACCUCUUCCACAGGAACAAGCCCGUGGAUUAUUUCAUCCUCAUACUGCAGGGGAAAGUUGAGGUGGAGGCAGGAAAAGAGGGGAUGAAGUUUGAAGCGGGGCCGUUCUCCUUCUAUGGGAUGAUGGCUCUCACAGCCUCGCCAGUGCCCCUCUCCCUGUCUCGUACAUUUGUGGUCAGUAGGGCUGAAUCACUAGCAGGAUCUCCAGAAAAUAAAUCUCCUCCACGGCCGUUUGGACUCAACCACUCAGACUCUCUGAACAGGAGUGAUCGCAUUGACGCCAUCACCCCGACUCUCGGCAGCAGCAACAACCAGCUCAACUCCUUCCUGCAGAUCUACGUACCUGACUACUCUGUCAGAGCCCGUUCAGACCUGCAGUUUAUAAAGGUAACACGCCAACAGUACCAGAACGCCGUAAUGGCAUCACGGAUGGACAAAACGCCCCAAUCGACAGACAGUGAGUUCACUAAGAUCGAGCUCACGCUGACGGAGCUCCAUGACGGAGUGGAGACCCCCGCCGUCGUCACCACUACAGCGAGCACCACUAGCACCACCCCCGCCGUGUCUGUAGUCGUGGCCAAUGAGACGUCCCACCUGCUCAACCAGCAGCAGAACUGUGUGGGCCUCAGCAGGAGCAACCACAGCGCCCACAACGAGGGACCCAUCUAGUCCCCGCCGAGCUCGGUGGAGACCCAGAACCUCCACCCUGUCUCGUGGGCACACACGGUGGCGUAGAUGGAGGUGAGGGAAAGUGGGGAAGCGGAGGCGGGUGGAGUGACGGUUGUGCUCCAACCAGUAGCCCCCAGUCAGUCAGUCAGUCAGUGAGUCAGUGAGACCCUUUCAUGGAGGGGCAGUGGGGAAGACGGGUGCUGUGUCACCCUGAACACCCCCACCUGAACGCUGUCAGAAUCCCUGCUGUACUACACCCUCUUACAGAGGGUACACUCGGACAGUACCUGUGACUGAGCUUCUUUUUGGGACAAUCUGACACUUUCAUAGCGGUGACUUGGACUAGAGGAUAACAGAGUGCAUGCAAACCCUGGCCAUCCUUCCCCCCCCCACACAAACACACAAACACAAACACACACACACACACACACACACAGCAUAACAAAACACUCGCUGUAUUUUGUCCUCAGGCCAAAGACUUUGGUCCCCCCUUCUUACACUGGACACAGACUGUUUUUGCACACACACAUAUAUAUUCACAGUCACACCCCCCCCCCACACACACACACAAAAAUGCAACUCCCUUACCCGUGCAUCUUUCAGGGAGGCUCAGUCAACUGUUGAUCCAAUCAGCGAAGACUCAAACCCAAACAAGCAGAGAGCAACGGUUGGUCAAAGACUGCCCCAAAAACCGCUUUGAAAGAAACAGUUCAACCACGAACCAAGAAUGUUUUCCUGUAUUUAUUUAUUUUAUAAUAUUGUAUAUAUAUAUGUAUGCGUGGAGACAUGAUAUGACAUAAACUGGCAUACGAGCAUGCACGAGCAUGUACACAAAGGUGUGCGUGGGGCACACAUGUCAUAUCAAAAAGGACAUGCUACAUAUAGAGACGAACAUCCAUUCAUGUAUAUGAGGAGGUGAGGGUCUUUUACAGAUACAGUAUGUAUAUUACAGAUCUUGUUAUUUUUACUAUUAUCCUAAAUCAGGCUUAUGGUACACUAUCUUUUUCACCUUUAAAAAAAUCACACUAUUGCCUUUAAGAGAAAUCAUAUAAUUAAUUAUUUUAACAAAGUGCAAUGAACCACAAUUUAUUUAAGAAAUGAUUAUGAAUAAAAAAAAAAUCACUGUAUUAUAAAUUGACAGAUAUAUUUGUAUGUAUGUACUGUAUGUAUAUGUAUAUUUGUUUUUGAAAAAUGCUACACUGCAGCCAUCCACAAGCAAAAUUGUCCUUAGUCAGUCUCUCUUUCUCCUUGUCUCUUUCAUGUUUUUGCAUCCUUUGACCUCAAACACGUCUACUAUGUGUUCAUAUGGGAGUCAUGAUGCCUAGAGGGGGGGUGGGAUGGGGGAUGGGUUACUGGGUGUGCGAAAGUGCCAACACCUAUGCCUGUGGAGGUUAUGUGUCUUUUUUUUUUUUGCCAAUUUUACACAUAAUCAAACUUGAUAAUUGCACAGUAUUAAUGACCUCAUCUAACAUGUUGAGCAUCAUCAACGUCACAAAAAGUAACCUCGACAUUAAACAUGUCCAUGAAUGAUACACACCUAUGCUUUUCCACUGUUUAUGUGUGUGAACAAGUUUUCUUUUUUUCUUUUUUUUUUUUUGCACGUGUGCUAUUUGCAUGUUUGUGUCUACAGAACAUAGCCCGGUGAUUCAGUUCAUAAAGGCUAUUUUUGGACGGCAGUGAAUGUGAAAGAGACUUUAGACUUUACUUGUUUUGGCUCCCCACACAACGUAGAUUAUAAUCCAUGUUUAAUAAUUCUUGUGUUAAUUCAGAUCAAAAUCUAAAAUAUUCUUCACCGAUGUUGGCUGCUAUUAAAGAGAGAUAUUUAUAUUGAUUUCAUUUUAUCUUAGAAACACUGUAGCCAUAUAUGUUUAUUUCUUUCACAAGUUCAAGAACACAUAAUUAAAGAAUAGUUUGACAUUUUGGGAAAUACGCUAAUUUGCAUUCUUGCUGAGAGUUAGACGAGAAGAUCGAUGCCACUCUCGUAACCCUGCGCUAAAUGUACAGUCUAGAGCCAGCAGCUGGUUAGCUUAGCUUAGCAUUAAAAAUGGAAAUAGCGAACUGGCUCUUGUUGUGAUUUUUACGAUUGGUUAUAACCCGCUAUUUCAUGGAUUUCAUAGAGUAAUUAGCAAGCUAUGUUUUUUUUAUCUUCAGCCGGAGCAAAGUUAGUUGUUUCUCCAUGUUUUUUUCAGUCAAACAGAUUUAAUGUCUCCUGGCUCCAGCUUUAUAUUUCUACAUCCAUGACAGUGGUGUCAAUCUUCUCUUGGCAAGAAAGCAAAUCAGUGUAAAUGUCAAACUAUUCCUCAAAGACUUUUUUUGUUUUGUUUUGUUUAUUUGCUUUAGUACCUUCUUGCCCUUAUUGUUUUACCUCAUAAAGACAGGAAUGAGUUUUAAGAUACUGUAUGUGUGCUUGAAAUUUUUCCUAUAUAAGUCUUCGUGUAGAAUUGUUCUGUUUACUUCAUAUCUGUAGGGGCGUAGAUUUUAACUCUUUAACUAUGACAUUACUUUGAUUUCACUUUCAGGCCUGUUCAUUAACAUUAUAUGUACUGUAUGCUGGCAAUUUUCUUGCCACCUUACAGGCAACAUCAGUGUCCUAAAGCUGAAUGCCUUUUCUUUAAUAUUCAGUUGCCGUUUGUAACCACUGGUGGUCGCUGUUUCCACAUGUGACAGCCUCUGAAAACAGCACACACGGACAAACAGCCCUUCCAUCUGUUCAGCCAUGAGGGGCGUCUCGGUUGUAUAACCAGACACAGAGUACGUCUGCAUAGUUUGCAGCUGUGUUCGCUGUUGUUUAUUGUUUACUUGAAAAUGCUCCUAUGCAGCAGGCCCGCUCUGCUCUGCAGGGACAAUCACUCCAGAGAUAAAGCAAUGAAUGAUGAUCAGAUUGUAAGAUUGUGCUUGUGACAUUCGUACUCUGCUUUGCUUUACAAGCCGGUGGAUCUCAGUGCCUGACAGGAGAACAAGAAGCAAAAGUCCAAACGCACAACAGGAAACACUGGGGGGAAGGAUCAGCUGGGACUGGGUUAUUUCAAUAUUCUGUUAUACACCACUUAACACACACACACACACUAUUUUCUUUCCCCCUCUGACACACUCUAUCCUCCAUACUGAACACAGAUUAUCAUCCUUCCAUUAUGUGAAUGCUUUGCAGGCCUGUGUUUAACUGGUCUCCUGUCCAUCCCAAUGCUGCUACUGUACCCAUAUGCUGUCCAUAAUGCUUCUUCUUCCUGAAGAAAACAUUCCCAUUGCCUCCACCAGCUGGUGGUUUAAUAAAAAAGUGAAUGAUUAACAGACA
Dicentrarchus labrax (European seabass) is the source of this 6452-nucleotide messenger RNA. It is a transcript of the gene cnnm2b, whose product is annotated as cyclin and CBS domain divalent metal cation transport mediator 2b. Bases 593 to 3160 code for a protein of 855 amino acids. Gene Ontology annotation, molecular function: magnesium ion transmembrane transporter activity. The transcript has 8 exons. Gene Ontology annotation, cellular component: plasma membrane. Gene Ontology annotation, biological process: magnesium ion homeostasis; transport. The record is from RefSeq and is a predicted model, not a curated record. NCBI's taxonomy places the organism in Eukaryota, Metazoa, Chordata, Actinopteri, Moronidae.